AUGUCUUCCCUAGCUGGUCUUGUCCAGCCCACCACCAGACAGCUGCUGACUGGCGCUGCUCUGCUGUUCUUGACGGCAUUCUACUCGCCACUGACGGUGCUGAUGCUGACGCCAGUAUAUGGCUCGGCUCCUGCCCAUAUCUUCCAUGGCUAUGGAGUGGCACUUGUUGGCGCUGCUGGAUGGUUCCCUAAGGACUACAUCCAGCGAUUGACCGGCCGCCGGGCUCUUUUCCUGCUCCCUGUUGUGGCAUUCUGGGUUCCUACCCUUCAGAGCUUCUUGUUCGCAUCAAGCUCCGUGAUGGGAAACCCCUUCGGAGCUGUAGUCACCGAGGUCAUCUCCUACUACCCUUUGCUUCUGCUCUCUGUGGCUUGUGCUGGUAAGCUGGUGCAGUCGGGCUUGGAUCUGGGCCGACACGGUGAUGCAGUCGCUGAGCACGUUCCUCUCGUGGUCUCCUAUGUCCUCUACAAGACCGGCGAGAAGUUCGCCAAAGCAUUCCUGGCCAAGUUCAUUGGAACAACCUUCUUCUUUUCUCGCGCUGGUCUCCAACUCUUGCUUCCAGUCUUCUACACCGCUAUUGCUCCUUCCAAGUUCCUCCUCUUCGCUAUUCCCUCCCUUCUGUUCUCCAUGACGUCCAAUGUCCACAUGAACUCUGGAGCCUUGAACUCUUUCCUCAACGAGGAGGGAUUCGCCCUUGUUGCCCGCCAGGACUCCACCACCGGCUACAUCUCCGUCUUGGACAAUUUGAAUGAUGGGUUCCGUGUCAUGCGUUGCGACCACAGCCUGCUCGGCGGCCAGUGGACCAAAAUGCCCAACAACUACAACCCUGCCGUUAUGGAUCCGAUCUACUCGGUCUUCACCAUGCUCGAGGCCGUCCGUCUGGUUGAAACCGACCACGGCGAGCCCCGCGUAGAUGCCAACAGCAAGGCACUCGUCAUCGGCCUCGGUGUCGGCACCACCCCCUCUGCCCUAAUCCACCACGGCAUCGAGACCACCAUCGUGGAACUCGACCCUGUCGUGCACAAGUUCGCCACCGAAUACUUCCACCUUCCCUCGAACCACAUCGCCGCCAUCGAAGACGCCACCGCCUUCGUGAAGCGCACUCCCCCAGCCCAGUACGACUACAUCGUCCACGAUGUCUUCACCGGAGGCGUCGAGCCCCUCGAGCUCUUCACUCUCGAGUUCCUCGAAAGCCUAUCCUCCCUUCUCAAGGACGACGGAGUCAUCGCCAUUAACUACGCCGGCGACAUCUCCCUCUACCCCGCCGCCCUAACCGUCCGCACCAUCAAAUACGUCUUCCCGACCUGCCGCAUCUUCCGCGAAGCCUCCGACUCCGACCUCACCACCGACUUCACCAACAUGGUGAUCUUCUGCAAGAAGAGCUCCGCCACGCCGCUCACCUUCCGCGAUCCCGUUUCUGCCGAUUACAUGGGCAGCAAGUUCCGCCAGAUGUAUCUGAUGCCUAAGGUCGAGAUUGACGCGAGUCGCUUCGAGACUAUCGAGAAGGGCGGUCGUCGUGUCCUUCACUCUAUGAACACCCACCUGCUUCAUAAGUACCAGGAUCGGUCGGCUCUCGAGCAUUGGAAUAUUAUGCGUCAUGUGUUGCCUGAUUUUGUUUGGGAGAAUUGGUGA
This is a messenger RNA of Aspergillus luchuensis, 1629 nucleotides long. Its product is annotated as spermidine synthase. Gene Ontology annotation, biological process: polyamine biosynthetic process. Lineage: Eukaryota; Fungi; Ascomycota; Eurotiomycetes; Eurotiales; Aspergillaceae. The coding region runs from base 1 to 1629 and encodes 542 amino acids. The transcript is spliced from 3 exons. The record is from RefSeq and is a predicted model, not a curated record.